CUACAUUUGACAACGGCAAAAGUGUUUCGCAUGCUAAGCGAAGAGUUAGUGUAAACUGGAAAGUAAAAUGCUAUUGAAAUACUUGGCAGUGUUGGCGUUAGUAUGCACGGCAGCUGUUGUCGACGCCGGUCUCAGUGAUGUGGACUACUGUAGUCCGGCCUAUAUGUGCAGUGGACGCAGCUAUAAGCAUGUUUUGGCUUGCAAUCAUACCGGAGCUUUCGAUGCACGCUGCCCACCGAAUGCCGAAAUGUUGCCUAUGACAGAGGAGUUUAAAAAUCUCUUUCUAGGCGAACACAAUAAAUAUCGCAAUGAGAUAGCGAAGGGUUUGACCUUCGAGCCGGCUGCAGCUAUGGCCACCUUGGAAUGGGAUGACGAGCUGGCAUACUUUGCCGAAUUCAAUGUAAAACAAUGUGGCAUUAUUUAUGAGGAUCAGAAAUGUUUCACGACGGCACGCUACAAUACGCUCGAUCAAAAUAUCGGUUGGUUAUUCGAGACCAAAUCGAAAUUCAAUCGCUCAAAAAUUUACAAUGAAAUUAAGGAGCAUAUUAGGGUCUAUUGGUAUGAGCAAUACCAACAUUGUACGCAGGCCGAAAUCGAUUCGUAUCAUCCACCACAGUUUGAAUUAAUUUUACAUUUUGGCAAAAUGGUUAUGGAUCGCAACAAUCGUGUUGGCUGCGCUGCUUCUCUCUACGAGAGUGCACAUGGCGUUAAUGUGCUCUUCACUUGCAAUUAUGCCCGUCGUUUAUUCUGCUACAAACCGAUAUACCGUUCGGGCGCUUAUCCAGGUUCUCACUGUCGAACUGGCAUGAAUCCACGCUAUCCAUUCUUGUGCUCAACCAAAGAGGAGUUCAAUCCAAAUGAUUAUAAAGUCUAAUUUUCUAUAAGUCAUCACAGGAAAAUAGUUCUGGUAUCAAAGUAAACUCAAAUAAAAAGUAUUACUACAAAUUAGAAAAA
Messenger RNA from Zeugodacus cucurbitae (melon fly), 954 nucleotides. RefSeq names its product antigen 5 like allergen Cul n 1. Bases 68 to 874 code for a protein of 268 amino acids. The transcript has 3 exons. The record is from RefSeq and is a predicted model, not a curated record. Lineage: Eukaryota; Metazoa; Arthropoda; Insecta; Diptera; Tephritidae.